Gadus morhua (Atlantic cod) is the source of this 3485-nucleotide messenger RNA. Its product is annotated as rho GTPase-activating protein 19. Gene Ontology annotation, molecular function: GTPase activator activity. The transcript is spliced from 12 exons. The record is from RefSeq and is a predicted model, not a curated record. Lineage: Eukaryota; Metazoa; Chordata; Actinopteri; Gadiformes; Gadidae. Gene Ontology annotation, biological process: signal transduction; regulation of small GTPase mediated signal transduction. The coding region runs from base 62 to 1639 and encodes 525 amino acids. Gene Ontology annotation, cellular component: cytoplasm.
AAUCACUGAUCCCAAAGUAGGCGGGACCUAAAAAGACAACAGCGGAGGAUUCAAACCAAGCAUGGCUGCGGAUAAAGAGAAAGGGAAUAAUACAAAAAUUUGCAGAGGUACACCGUGCACCAUGGGGAUCCAGCCAGAGGAGAAUUCGAGCAGCACCCGUGCCGGCCGUGCCACCACCAUCAUCUUCAACCCCGACUUCUUUGUGGAGAAGCUCCGUCACGAGCAGCCAGAGGUGUUCACAGAGCUGGUGCUGAGCAACCUGACGCGACUCAUCGACCUGCCGGGGAGCGAGUUCUCCGAGCUGCUGGGAGAGGAGGCGCCCCCCAAGACCCCCACGGGCAGCAGCGGAGGGGGCUUCUUCCGCUCCUUCAACUUCCUGAAGCGCAAAGAUAAGGAUGUUGUGUUUGGGACCCCUCUGUCAGAAGGAAGCAUCGCACAAAUCUACCAGCUCAUCGAGUACCUCAGCAAGAAUCUGCAGGUGGAGGGUCUGUUCCGGGUGCCGGGCAACAGCGUGCGGCAGCAGACGCUGAGGGACCUGCUGAACAGCGGGACGGAUGUGGACCUGGGCUCCGGGGGCUUCCACCCCAACGACGUGGCCACCCUGCUCAAGGCCUUCCUGGGGGAGCUCCCCGAACCCCUCCUCACACACCGGCAGUUCCACGCACACCUGAAGAUAGCAGAUAUGACCCGCUUCGAUGAGCGGGGCAACAAGACGUCGGUGCCGGACAAAGAGCGGCAGAUCGAGGCGCUGCAGCUGCUCCUCAUGUUGCUCCCUGCCGCCAACCGCUCGCUGCUCAAGCUGCUCCUGGAGCUGCUCUACCACACCGCCAAGCGGCAGGACACCAACAAGAUGUCCGCCUACAACCUGGCCCUCAUGUUCGCCCCGCACGUCCUCUGGCCGCGAUACAUGACUGCAGUGGACCUGAAGGACAACCUGAAGAAGCUCAACAACAGCAUGGCCUUCCUCAUCAGACACUCACAGAAGCUGUUCAGGGCCCCUGCCUACAUGAGGGAGCACGCCAGAGUGCACUGUGCCAGCUCCAGAGUUAUCCAGACCAAGGAUGAUUUGGAGCUGCUGCCUGCCAACGGUAGCCCGGUGCUGCGCUCACCGACGGGGUCCAAGAGGCCCGGCGGGCCCCUGGAGCCCAUCGCCGGGGGGCCCCAGCACCACACGGAGGAGGCCCUGAAGGAGCUGUUCAGACACGUCCACCACAACAUGCCCGACUCGGCCAAGAAGAAGAAGCUCAUUCAGCAGAUUGCCAGGCAAACAGAAUUCGGGACCCCCCCACCCAGCGAGUGCCAGCAGACCCCCCCCGGACGCACCAAGAAACACCCGCGCUCACGCUCCUUCGGGGCGCUGAUGAAGCGUAAAGCUCGUGGAGAUCAGCUGACCACCGAGAGGAAGCUCAGGCACAUCUCCCCGGUAACCAUGUCGACGGGGAAACCCGGGAAGGAGAAUGUCGUCCUGCAGGCGGUGAACAGUCCCCUGAUGUCCGUGGAGUCGGGGAAGGCGUGCGGUGCGCCGAAGAGUUCAAGAGGCUCUGCUCUCUCUAAGGAGAGGCUACACCAGGACUCCAAGGGCUCUCCAUCGACCUCCAUGAUGUGUUUCUCGCCACCUCAGGAGAUUUCUUCUUUGUGAGUGGUUGAUCCAGACCGCAUGAUCCAUGGCUAUUUCUCCUCUUCAAUCUCAUGACUGCAUAGAACUGUGAACGACAGAACUGUGACCAAUAACAGAACCAGUUCCUUUUAAAAAACAGCCUUUUUAAAAAUCGGUUAUAUUUUAUUCUUUCUGAACAACUGUUUCUGAAUGCAUGACUACUAUAUAGCUGAGCCUGACAUGCUGUAUGAUUGUGUGAGUGUGUAUAUAUUUGUGUACAUGUGUGUCUGCUUGUGUUUAUAAGCAAAUUUCUAUGACUGAAUCCUUUUUUGUGGUACAAAAUGGCCUCUGGUGCUCCUUGAAAGAUUUCCACCAGCUUCCUCUUAUAUGUUAUUGCGUAGCAUCUGGUCAGAAUUCACCUGCCGUUUUUCUAAAAUAUAUUUUUUUAAUGGGUUAUACCACCGUUUUUAAACUCCUGCCCUAUGAUGCAACAUGCGCUGUCUACGGGGCAAGACACUGGGUUACAGAGCGGCUGGAAGUGCCGUUGGGGAGUAAAUGGCCAGAUCUGCAGAGUUUACAAGUAACUAUAAUGUGACUAUGGUUGUUGGUUAAAUGGAUACCAUGAGAGAGAUUGGGAUUUGACGUCCAGUUACUGAUACUAUCGGAUAUGACUCUCAAAGGAAAUGCAGAGAGGGCUGCACUGUUUUGAUAGUCAAGUUCUCAAUGUUUUUUAAAAUUUGUUUUUCUAUCUUUCAUUUGGGCCAGUUGCAGGAAUCCUGGACUAGUGCAUUUUCAACAGAGUUGUUGAGGGUUUAUCGUACAUUAGGGGAGGGUUUGUGUCAUGGUUUCAGAGGGCUUAUGGUAUGUUGGAGGAGGGUUUUGAUCAUGGUUUCAGAGGGCUUAUCGUAUGUUGGAGGAUGGUUUGGGUCGUGGUCUCAGAGGGCUUAUUGUACGUUGGAGGGAGGGUUCAUGGUUUCAGGGUGCUUAUUGUACGUUGAAGGAUUGUUUUGGUGAUGGUUUCAGAGGGCUUAUGGUAUGUUGGGGCGGGAUGGUUCAUGGUCAGGAAGGUGACUGGUUAAGGUGAUGAUGAGGAUGGUUAUGAUGGUGAAAUGAUGACCUGUUCGUGGCAGUAAAUGGUAGUGCUUAUUUGUACUGCACUGGGAUUCCUAGUACACUCGAAAUCUUUUUUUUUAUUGAUAUUUAUUGAUAUUGUUGUGACAGUCUUGACAUACUUACGGUUCAAACAUAGCCACAUAGUUUGUGAUUUCUGUGUUGAUCCAUUUGUAUUUAUGCCCACCCUAUGUUUGGUGUGUUUUUUAAUGGUGACUUAUUUUAAAGUGUGUUAAAUUUUGUAAUAAUACUAAUAAUACUUUUUUUUGUUCCCGUUGUAAAGCCUUUGCAUCCAAAUGCUUGACUUUGGUUAACAUUCUUUAGUUGCUGAUCGAUGGAUCUUCCAUUAUGCAGAGUUACUCAGACCUCUAAGAGAUCUGUCUAGAUUCUGUUUGGACAGAGGAACCAGAGAAACCGCUUCCACUGCUUUGAGAAAGCAGGGGAAAUUUCAUUUUUUGUCCAAUAUAUGUAUUUUUUUGUCAAUCCUUUGCCUAGUGAUUUCUAUCUAGCGAUUUUGGUUCAAAAACAAUUUCAACCAAAUAUCAUUUUAUUUGUAGUGUUUUCUUCGUUUUUGGAAGAUUAUCCUCAAUAUAACGCAUCUGUCUAAUCAGCAUGAGCAACGUCUGGGCCAAUUAACCUACUCCUCUUUUACUGUGAUUCUAUUAAUGGUCCGACUGUGGUAAUUUUCCAUUUUUUUAUAUACAUGUAAAAUAAAUGUGACCUGUAUAGAGUCUUCAAAGGUAUGUUUUAUUUGGAUUAAAACAUAUUUUUCCUACAA